ACUGGGAAAACGAACAGUUGACAACAUUGACAUUUGACAAAUGUGCCGAUUCCAAACAUGACGGAGCAAUUUAUGCUUUCAUGAGAUUUUUAACAAAAAGUUGUAAGAUAGUGAGGUUACUUUAUAUUUUUGGUCAGUUGUAAGCGGUCGUUUUAUUAGUUUAUACGCCCAAUACAACGAAUUUGCAAAAAAGUUGUGCUAUUCAUACGAAUCUGCCAAUAAAGGUCCAAAAUGAGCGAAACAAAAGCCGAGCCAGUCAAGGUGGAAGUAAAGGCAAAUGGUAAAAAUGAUGACAAAAACAAAAAUGAAUUGUCUGAUGAAGACAAACAACUGCAAGAAGAACUAAACUUGUGUGUUGAAAAACUACUGGAAAACGAUACCAAACUUUACUUACCAGCUCUGCAAGCUUUGGCAAAUCACAUUCGAGCUUCUACUACUUCAAUGACUUCAGUUCCCAAACCUUUGAAAUUCAUGAAGCCUCAUUAUGAUACCAUGAAACAAAUUCAUGAAAAAAUUACUGAUGCCCCUGUCAAAAAAGUUUGUGCCGAUAUUAUUUCUGUAUUGGCUAUGACUAUGGGAGAAGGCAGAGACUGUCUUAAGUAUAGAUUGCUGUCUGAUUUAGACAAAAUUGGAGAAUGGGGACAUGAAUAUGUUAGGCAUUUGGCUGGGGAAAUUGCAGGAGAAUGGGCAGAAACUGAUUUUAUAAUAAACACUGAAGUUAGAGAUAAGCUUAUUUUGUUAACUAAGCAAAUUGUACCCUACAAUAUGGCUCAUAAUGCAGAGGCAGAAGCUUGUGAUCUUUUGAUGGAGAUUGAGAGACUUGAUUUACUUGAACAAUAUGUUGAUGAAAAUAUAUAUUCUAGAGUUUGCUUAUAUCUUACAAGUUGUGUACCUUAUGUAGCAGAUCCAGAAAACACUACUUUACUUCAGACUGCACUAAUGUUAUUCAGAAAAUUUAAACAGCAUCCUCAAGCUCUUAGAUUAGCCAUGCAACUAAAUGAUCACAGUCUUAUAGAAGAAAUAUUUGUGAAUUGUCCAGACACUGAUAUUCAAAAGCAGUUGGCAUUCAUGUUAGGGAGGCAACAAAUUUAUAUUGAAAUUCCAGAAAGCACUCCAGAAUAUGAAGACCUCAUAGAAAUAAUGGCCAACUGUCAUCUGAACAACCACUUCCUAAAUCUCGCCCGUGAAUUGGAUAUCAUGGAUCCAAAAACUCCUGAAGAUGUGUACAAGUCACAUUUAGAAAACAGCCGUCCCCCAUUUGGGGGUAGUCAAGUUGACUCUGCCAGACAAAACUUAGCUGCAAGCUUUGUAAAUGGUUUUGUGAAUGCUGCUUUUGGCCAGGAUAAGCUCUUGAUGGAAGAUGGUAAUAAAUGGUUGUACAAAAACAAAGAACAUGGAAUGCUCAGCGCAACUGCUUCAUUGGGAUUGGUAUUACUGUGGGAUGUAGAUGGUGGUCUUACCCCCAUUGAUAAAUAUUUGUACUCUUCUGAAGAUCACAUCAAAUCUGGAGCUCUGUUAGCAUGUGGUAUUGUAAAUUGUGGUGUUAGGAAUGAAUGUGACCCAGCACUAGCUCUGUUGAGUGAUUAUGUGCUACAUAAUACAAACAUCAUGAGGAUAGGCGCUAUAGUAGGACUGGGAUUGGCUUAUGUAGGUUCCAAUAGAGAAGCAGUUUUAAGCUUGCUAACUCCAGUCUUCUCUGAUCCUAAAUCCAACAUGGAAGUCAUUGGAAUGUCUGCUCUGGCAUGUGGAAUGAUAGCAGUCGGUUCUGGAAAUCCUCAAGUUACCACUACCAUUAUGCAAACUUUAAUGGAAAAGUCUGAAUCUGAAUUAAAAGACACAUAUGCCAGAUUUUUACCCCUAGGACUUGGUUUAUGCCACUUGGGUAAACAAGAAGGCAUUGAUACCAUAAUUGCAGCUCUGGAAGUUAUCCCAGAGCCAUUUAAGUCCAUGGCAACCACAAUGGUUGAUAUUUGUGCUUAUGCUGGUACUGGUAAUGUACUAAAAGUGCAACAUCUACUCCAUAUUUGCUCUGAACACUAUGAUGGAGCUGACAGCUCAGACAAGAGUUCAAAAGAUAAGGAUAAAAAAGAAAUUACUGAAAAAGAAAAAGAUCUCUCUUCAAGACAAGCUGUAGCUGUUCUUGGUAUAGCUCUAAUCAGUAUGGGUGAAGAUAUAGGUAGUGAGAUGGCUUUCCGCACCUUUGGACAUCUACUUCGGUACUGUGAACCAGUAAUACGUCGUGCAGUACCUCUGGCUCUAGGUCUCAUUUCAGUAUCAAAUCCUAAAUUGAGCAUUCUGGACACCUUGAGUAAGUUUUCUCACGAUAGCGAUGCUGAAGUAGCUCAUAACGCUAUUUUCGCCAUGGGAUUAGUUGGAGCUGGUACUAAUAAUGCUAGAUUAGCUGCAAUGUUGAGGCAGCUGGCACAGUACCAUGCUAAGGAUCCUAAUAACUUGUUUAUGGUACGCAUCGCACAAGGUCUUACACAUUUAGGUAAAGGUACAUUAACUUUAAGUCCUUACCACAGUGAUAGGCAGCUGAUGAGUCCAGUGGCUGUUGCUGGCUUAAUGGCUACUCUUAUUGGAUUUUUAGAUGUAAAAAAUAUAAUUUUGGGAAGAUCCCAUUAUCUUUUAUAUACAUUAGCAGCUGCCAUGCAACCCAGAAUGCUUGUAACAUUUGAUGAAGACUUGAACCCUUUGCCAGUACCUGUAAGAGUGGGUUUGGCUGUGGAUGUAGUUGGACAAGCAGGAAAACCGAAAACAAUUACAGGUUUUCAAACGCAUACAACUCCAGUAUUGUUAGCAUAUGGAGAAAGGGCUGAGCUCGCCACUGAAGAAUAUAUAGCACUUACACCCAUCAUGGAAGGUUUUGUUAUAUUAAGAAAAAACCCUGAUUUUAAUACUUAAUCAUUUGUGCAUAUGUCUAGAAACUAUUUAUUUAAGACUUGAUUUAACUGAAACGUUUUUAUAAGGCA
Psylliodes chrysocephalus is the source of this 2972-nucleotide messenger RNA. The record is from the annotation of a GenBank genome assembly. NCBI's taxonomy places the organism in Eukaryota, Metazoa, Arthropoda, Insecta, Coleoptera, Chrysomelidae.